Messenger RNA from Ruditapes philippinarum (Manila clam), 964 nucleotides. RefSeq names its product synaptobrevin homolog YKT6-like. The record is from RefSeq and is a predicted model, not a curated record. Gene Ontology annotation, molecular function: SNAP receptor activity. Gene Ontology annotation, cellular component: Golgi apparatus. The transcript is spliced from 8 exons. Gene Ontology annotation, biological process: endoplasmic reticulum to Golgi vesicle-mediated transport. Lineage: Eukaryota; Metazoa; Mollusca; Bivalvia; Venerida; Veneridae. Bases 175 to 774 code for a protein of 199 amino acids.
AAAUUCCUAAUUUUAGCUUAUUUCUUAACUUUAUAUGUGAAUGUUUUGGUCAAGAUUCAUUCUAUUGGUUUUGAUUAACUUGUGUUAGCGUACUUUACCCAUAGACAUAAACUAGAUAAAAUAAGAGAACGUUUUUUCCUGUAUAUUGGCUUUGAAACAUUUGAGGAAGCUACCAUGAAGUUGUAUUCUCUAUCUAUACUUUAUAGAGUUGGGGAUGGAAAGGCAAACCGGCUUGUAUCAGCAUAUGAACUAUCAUCAUUUGGAUUCUUUCAAAGAUCAAGUGUGAAAGAAUUUAUGAAUUUCUCUACAAAGAUUUUGGUGGAACGAACAUCUCCCUCUUGCAGAUCUUCAGUCAAAGAACAAGAAUAUGUGUGUCAUGUAUAUGUAAAAAGUAACAACGUAGGGGCAGUGGUUAUAGCCGAUCAUGAAUAUCCUCAGAGAGUGGCUCAUACAUUACUAAAUAAAGCCAUAGAAGAUUUUGAAGCUAAAGUGGAUAAAAAAUUAUGGUCUAUAGCCAAAGAAGAUGAGAUUAAAUAUCCAGAGCUGGAACAAUUUUUACAGAAGUAUCAGAAUCCAAGAGAAGCUGAUGCCAUGUCAAAGAUUAAUGCAGAUCUUGAUGAAACAAAAAUUAUUUUACAUAAUACAAUAGAAGCUGUAUUAGAAAGAGGGGAGAAGAUCGAUGAUUUGGUGGAGAAAUCCGAAGGCCUAAGUUUACAGAGUAAAACAUUCUAUAAAACUGCCAGAAAGACAAACUCAUGCUGUGUUAUACUAUAACCAUGGCAACAUGUUAUAGCAUUAAAUAUUGUCUGGUCAAGUUCCGUAGAGGGUGUCUCAAACAGCGUGGCAAUUGCAUCACAUGACCCACUGAAGUCAUGUGAUCAGAUUAACUCCUCCUAUUUUAGUCACAUGAUCAUUCCAGUCAUGUUGUGUAAACUCCUCCUACUUUUAUCAAGCCAUGUGACCA